Exophiala bonariae is the source of this 1305-nucleotide messenger RNA. RefSeq lists its product as uncharacterized. The transcript is spliced from 6 exons. The record is from RefSeq and is a predicted model, not a curated record. Lineage: Eukaryota; Fungi; Ascomycota; Eurotiomycetes; Chaetothyriales; Herpotrichiellaceae. Gene Ontology annotation, molecular function: ribonuclease MRP activity; ribonuclease P activity. Gene Ontology annotation, biological process: tRNA 5'-leader removal; endonucleolytic cleavage in ITS1 to separate SSU-rRNA from 5.8S rRNA and LSU-rRNA from tricistronic rRNA transcript (SSU-rRNA, 5.8S rRNA, LSU-rRNA); tRNA 3'-end processing. Gene Ontology annotation, cellular component: multimeric ribonuclease P complex; ribonuclease MRP complex. The coding region runs from base 1 to 1305 and encodes 434 amino acids.
AUGUCAAUCACGUCCAACACCGUGCCACCCAUUGCAAAAGUCGACGUCAAGCUGGGGAAUCUUCCUGCACACAUCUCGUCCACACAUAACCCGACCAAGCGAUUGCCAUGGCGGAUUAUUCGUCAGUCAGGAUGUGUUCAUUCGGCGACAAUCAUGCUUCCAGACAAGAUUUAUAGCUCGAUGUUGCGGAAUGGUUACAGUCUUGAAAACGCUGUCCCGCGAAUCAGCUAUGCAAAGGUCAUCAUGAAGUUGGAGCAACUUCUUCAAGGCGAUUUCUUCAAUGAAUAUAUCAAACGAGGCAGUAUCGUUAUGAUUUCAGAAGGGGAUGCCAUGGCUGACAACAUCUUCUCGGUCAAAGAGGGUACCCUUUCACUGGAGCUUUCCAAAGAUGACUACGAGCGUACUGGCCUUCAAGGGUUUCCUGUCAGCUCUGGCGGACGUAAACAUAUCAAAUCGAGAUAUUUGAUUGAGGCAGAUCUUCGACUGCCAUCCAUGUUACGGGGCAAGAAAGGGUUCGAUAGGAUAGUUUGGGCAGCUCAGAAAGUCCUCAACCAAGACCGAAAUUGGAUAUUUGUGGACCUUAAAGAACCCAAACAGAAUCCACCUAUUCUUCAGUACCAUCCCAUACUCCGUGAUAUCCUACCUACUAGCGAGCUAGUUAGUGAUGUUCUCAUCCCUUCAACUCUUACCGAUGCUGCAGGAGUGUCAGUCGUACUUUCAAAGGCGAAUUUACCAACUGAGGACGCCCAAGAAUCGCUGUACGAACUCCUCGAGUUCUUAGACCUCCUAAAGUUGCGAUCACCACGCGUUCAAAGCACAACCCGGGUUGAUCCGUUUAUCAGUCGCUACUCCGUUCCAUGCAGUCAGAGUAACGAGGACAAUCAGAUCCAGGAUGUUAGGAUUCUCGAGUGGAAGGGGCUGAUCUCGACUCAGUGGAUCACGACUUUGCUCAGUGAACUCAUAAUGCAAACUCGCAAAUGCAAUAUAGACAGCGCUUCUACGCAGCAGCAAUGGCUUGCACUGACUGUUACAACCCAUUCUACAGCGUCCAACGCGGGAACAGAUGGCUACACGAUUGUUCUUCAAUCAGAUUCGGCUCAAGAACCCCCGCAGAACACUGCUCAGGGCAUAAACUCCAGGGAGGAUGAUUCCAUAAUGAUUGAUGGCUACGUUGGUGCAUCCGUACAAGAGCCGCGUAUUUCAGCCCAACAACACGCUGACGGUCAAGAAUCGAAUACCGAACACGGGUCUGGUGUUCGACGCUUUCUUUGCGCCGAAUACAUCAACAGCCCUACCUCUCGUUGA